AUGUCCCCUCUUGCCAACCCCAACCAUCCAAGCUCCCGCUCCAAUCCCCACAUGUUCCACCGCCUAAUCCGCUUCCUGCAUCCACCAUCACCUCCUCCUCAACCUGUAAUGAUCGAGAUGUCAAUGCCCACGCCUCCAUCCUUAAACAAACCCAAGCAUGUCAGUUACUGGCUUCGCUGCCUUAAAACAUGUCUUCCCACCGACUACACUUCGACGGACCUCAAUCGUCUUACCCUCGGCUUCUUCACGAUCGCAGCUUUGGACCUCCUCGGCGCUCUCUCCAACUCCACAAGUCUCGAAGAGCGCGCUGGAUGGAUAGAUUGGAUCUACCAUAAUCAGCUCCCUUCUGGCGGAUUCCGUGGAAGCCCUGCAACAUUCUUGUAUGGUGCGGCGCCGCACUGGGAUCCCCCGAAUCUACCGGCAUCGUACUUUGCGCUGGUAACGCUGAUAAGUUUGGGCGACGACCUGGGAAGGGUUGAGAAGAAGGGCUUGUUAGCGCUGCUGCCGAAGAUGCAGAGGAGCGAUGGGAGCUUUGGGGAAUGGUUGGGCCCCGACGAUGAAGUGGUGGGAAGCAGUGAUAUGAGGUUUAUCUACUGUGCUUGUGCGAUUCGAUGGGUUCUGAGGGGACGCAAUGGAGAUGGCAUAAUUGAGGGGGUGAAGGAUAUUGAUGUAGAUCGGUGCGUGAGCUAUAUCGCAUCUGCGGAGACAUACGAUCAUGGCAUUUCCGAGAAGCCAUUUGGAGAAGCUCACGCUGGCCAUACCUACUGCGCUAUCUCGGCCCUCGCCCUCUUAAACCGCCUCCAGCCCACUGACACAGGUAUCAGCUCCUCAGACAACAUAGUCCGCUGGCUUGUCUCGCGGCAGAUCCCCUUCGAGGCCCGUGAUGGUUACGACGAAGAAGAAAUUGAGGAACUCAUCACCGAAGGCACUGAAGAGACCAGGCUGCAAGCCACCCACGUCGAAGUCGAUGCCGAUAACCACCCGCUUUGGGCCGGGUUUAACGGAAGGUGUGGCAAGCGCGGUGAUACCUGCUACUCUUUCUGGGUCGGGGGUAGUCUCGACGUACUAAAAAAGCUGCAUCUCAUUGAUGUGAAGGCGAAUAGACGCUUUCUACUAGAGAAGACCCAGCACUUCAUUGGUGGCUUUGCAAAGCUGCCAGGGCCGGGAGUACCACCAGAUAUUAUGCACUCUUUCUUGGGACUGGCGGCGUUAGCUUUGGUCAGAGAGGAGGGUCUGAAUAGACUGGAUGCUAUGUUGUGCAUUAGCAUGCAGGCGAAGGAGAGACUGAUGGAAAUGGACUGGUGGAAGAACGCGCCUGUCAGCUAG
Molecule: messenger RNA, 1326 nt
Organism: Morchella importuna
Lineage: Eukaryota; Fungi; Ascomycota; Pezizomycetes; Pezizales; Morchellaceae
Exons: 4
Coding region: 1-1326 (441 amino acids)
Biological process (GO): protein geranylgeranylation
Cellular component (GO): CAAX-protein geranylgeranyltransferase complex
Molecular function (GO): CAAX-protein geranylgeranyltransferase activity
Source: RefSeq, a predicted model, not a curated record